AACUCGAACGCACCCCAUCAUAAGCCACACCACAUACAUCACCACAAUAGAAACGACGGCAUACACAAUGGAGUGGAUACCGGCCCUCAAGGCAUACCGGGGGCGGGCGAUCCCCUGCGACAGAAUCACUACUUCAACGAACAGAAUCGCGUUGAAAAGGCGGGACCGGGAGUCGGGUUAAUGCCUGAGGAAUGGGCUCAUCAACUGAUGUACCCCUACGAGACCGAAGACUAUUGUCACGGCAUUAACUCAAUGAAGCAGAUGCACGACCAGCCCCUAACCUUCCGGCUCCCCUUCUCGGGAAUCCAGAUAUAUGAAACAUACCUGUCUCCUGGCUUACAGGUUCACAAGGAUGGGUACGUGACUUUCAACAAGGGUCUCAAGAGUUAUGCCUUUCCAUUGGAGUUCCCAAUGGUUCCGAGUGACACCAAUGUGGAGGAGGACCCCUCGAUUAUCGCCGCCUUUUUCGCCCACCAGGACAUCCCGUCGGACGUGGACGGGUCGGGCGUCUACUUCCGGGUCAUUGAAGUGGAAAAGGAGACCAAUAUAUCGCUUAAGCAGCGACUGCUCGACGACUUCGGCACAGCUAUGGCCGCGUCUAUAGGAUGGGCCCCGAAGUUUGCCCUAAUAGUCACCUGGAAGAACAUGACAUUCGCUAACCGUAGACGGGAACGGGAGCUCAAGACAAACACAUACCAAAUGGUUUUAGCCACUGAUGAGAUGGUGACAUUUGUGAUGUUUAACUACGAGCACAUAUCGUGGAUAACACACCUGGACAACUAUGCCGGCCUUAACGGACCGCCAGCUUUUAUUGGUUUCAAUGGCGGCAACUCAACGCAGGCAUACGAAUAUCAGCCCUUUUCGCAAAACCCUCGCAUAUCGUUGUUACCUAAGAUGGGUUGGGGUAAUGGCAUUGAGGGUCGUUUCUACUUCACAAUAGACGAGGAGCUGGAGCCAGGUGCCUGUGUCAACAAGGAGCUGGACCCUAAUUUGCCGGACAGACUCCCUUUGCAUACAUCUACCGAUUAUAUACUGAUGUUAGGGGGACAGGAGCUCAACUUCACGGGUCCCUGUCUUACGGAGGAGUCCAUCAUAACGUGUCGGUUCGAUGUGUUGAAAGUGAAGGGCCGUAUGAUGACACCCAAUAUCGGCGCCUAUAUGUUUCUAAACAUGUACUGGAUGAAUAUUCCAAAUACA
This is a messenger RNA of Oppiella nova, 1197 nucleotides long. The record is from the annotation of a GenBank genome assembly. NCBI's taxonomy places the organism in Eukaryota, Metazoa, Arthropoda, Arachnida, Sarcoptiformes, Oppiidae.